This is a messenger RNA of Cottoperca gobio, 4080 nucleotides long. It is a transcript of the gene csrnp3, whose product is annotated as cysteine-serine-rich nuclear protein 3. Gene Ontology annotation, molecular function: sequence-specific DNA binding; DNA-binding transcription factor activity, RNA polymerase II-specific. Gene Ontology annotation, biological process: regulation of transcription by RNA polymerase II. Gene Ontology annotation, cellular component: nucleus. The record is from RefSeq and is a predicted model, not a curated record. NCBI's taxonomy places the organism in Eukaryota, Metazoa, Chordata, Actinopteri, Perciformes, Bovichtidae.
UCCGAUGCUGCACCAUUGUUCCCCUAGCAGCCGGAAGGAGUGCUUGUCAAAGCACUGCUAUAUGCGACAAUUGUGCUGGUUAGUCCAAUACUACUCGGGAAAUCCGGUACCGGUUUUUAAUGAUCUCACAGCAGUGGAGGAUUUCCGCAGAGGAAAAACUGGUUUAGGGAAUUUUUUUUAAGUCCAUUGAGAGAGGGGCGUCAUUGACUGGCUGGAUACUGAUUAUAGUAACGAAAUGAAUGAACAGAGGCGGGUCGCUGCAGUGUAAUAUAUUUUGCUAAAGGUGCAGGCCAUGAGUGGAAUACUGAAGAGGAAAUUUGAGGAGGUGGAAGCCUCCUCCUCCUCCCCGUGCUCUUCCUUGCGGGAGUCUGAUGAUGAGGUCUCCUGCAGUGAGAGUGGGGAUAGCAGUGACAGUGUCAACCCCUCUGCCUCAGGCCCGUUCACCCCUGAAUCGAUAUUGAAGAGAGAGAAGCGCCUGCGGACGAGGAGGGUGCAUUUUGAGAAUGUGACUGUGUACUACUUCAGCCGGCGGCAGGGCUUCACCAGCGUGCCCAGCCAGGGAGGCAGCACGCUGGGCAUGUCCAACAGGCACAGUUGGAUCAGGCAGUACUCCCUGGGUGAAUUUGCUGUGGAGCAGGAGAGGAUCCACAGAGACAUGCUCAGAGAUCACCUGAAGGAAGAGAAACUCAAUUCAAUCAAACUCAAGUUGACUAAGAAUGGCACGGUGGAGUCUGAAGAGGCCAACAUGCUCACAGCAGAGGACAUUUCUGACGACGACAUCGAUCUGGACAACACCGAGGUUGACGAGUACUUCUUCCUGCAGCCUCUUACCACUAAAAAGCGUCGGGCCCUGCUGCGCUCCUCUGGGGUAAAGAAGAUUGACGUGGAAGAGAAACAUGAACUGCGGGCGAUCCGGAUGUCCAGAGAGGACUGCGGCUGUGAUUGCAGAGUCUUCUGUGACCCAGAGACCUGUGCCUGCAGCCUCGCAGGGAUCAAAUGCCAGGUGGACCGUAUGUCAUUUCCAUGUGGCUGCACAAAAGAGGGCUGCACCAACUCAACUGGGAGAGUGGAGUUCAAUCCCAUUCGUGUUCGGACCCAUUUCCUGCACACCAUAAUGAAGCUGGAACUGGAGAAGAGCCGUGAGCAACAGCAGGUGUCCCCCAACAACGGUUACCGUAACGAAACUAACGACCUGGGAGGCGGAAACCCUCUGGUUCAGUCCCAGCACAGGUUGGAGUACUCUCUGUCGGACAACGUUCCACAGACUCCCAGCAUGCACCUGCAGGCUGCGGACGAGAUGGAGGAGCAGCUAGAUGACGAGGACGAUGAAGAAGAUGAGGACGAGGAGGAAGAGGAGAACGAAGACGACGAUGAGGACGAGGACAGUAGCAGCGUUUGCAGCGGACUGUCUGACUCCAGCACCCAGAGCUUGGCCAACAGCGACUCUGAGGACGAGGACGAGGAUGAGGAUGAUGAAGAUGAAGAGAAGACAAAGAAGUUUCAGAGCGACAUGGCGACUCCGUCGCUGUCUCACACUGAGGUUGUCCCCUUGUCCUCUGUGCUGUGUUACAACGAUGGCUCUGUGGCUCAUGAUAACCACAUGAACGGAAACACUUAUUUAAUCAACUCCUCCCCAGCUGAGUACUAUCAGCUGGGGAGCUCCACUGCGGACUCUAAUGGCCAAACCAGCCGACCCAGUGAACCCUACGGGGAAGCCUUAGCAUUCCAAGAGCCAGUCGGCACGACCAGCGGCAGUGCGGCCCAAGGACCAUUCAACAUGUCUGCCGAGCAGUACACAGACUACUCUAAUCAGGCUGAGGAACAAUUCGCAGCUAAUCACCAUUUCACUCUGACCAACGGUGCUGCUGCUGCCCCCCCUUGAUCCUGCUACACGGCAGAUCAGGAGAAGAAGGAGUCGUCCAAAGCAGCGUUUGUGGAGCAGCCUGACAGCCAGAACCAGACACAGUUUCAAAACUACCUGAACAAUAACACCCAGGGUUCCUACAGCAGCUCAUGUAUGACAACUGAACAGCCACAGCAAGAGUCCACUGUUAAUGGCCAUUCUGACCUGACCUUACUAGGAAACAACACUAAGAACCUCCCUUUACCAGAACCCUGCCCCGAGGUCACAGCCAUUUAAUGGGCCUCACCUUUUGAAGUGUUCUUUCAUUUUUACGUCUAUACUUGAGCCUGACCAAGCAGUAUUUUAAGGGAACAUAAUCAUGGCCUUUUUUUGCAUUAUCUGACCUUAAAUUUCAAAGCAAUUUACAGCACCGUAGUACAUUGUCACUUGUAACUACUGUAUAAAGCCAUAGGGUUGUGAUGGAAAUGUUUAAAUGAUCCGCUCCUGAAGGUUUUUUCCACUAUAGUGUGUGCUUAAAUUGCAAAAUGGAACAAAAACAUUUUAAAGCAUCAGUUAUGUCAUGCCGUGCAAUGUAUCUUGUAAUUUCAGAUGUAAAGUUCUAGUUUUAAGCAGAUAUUGUACUGUAGAUGGAACUUUUCUAUGUCUACUGUAUGUGUCAAAUGUGCAAAAAAGGUUUAUCGUCGGUUUAUUUAUUGUUUCGGAAUUAUGUGUAUACUUAUAUAUUGUAAAUGUUUUGAUAACAAUACGCAUGCUGUUUUGGGAAUCUCAGUGGCAUUUGGGGGGGGGGGAAUUUACAUUGUUUUAUAUAAAAAUGUGUUGUGUACAUAAUGUACAUUUAUCUUCUUUUUGUCACUGUUAUAAGCUUUUCUAUGGUUUUGAAAAGCAUGAAAACGCCUGAAUUGUUAUUUGUAUCUUUGGAAUACAAUAUCAAUAGCAUAAAAUGUCAACAGCCUUCUGCACUUAUGUGUUGGGGUGCAGUUGCAUGCAGUUGGUUUUAACUGAUGAAUACUUGGAACGGGGGGAAAUGACGGCCCCUCAUUUAUUUCUUUUCUCCACUGUUCACUUUUAGACUAACGUGAUUUGCAGGUGCCACUACAAAUGAAGAUUUAUUCUUUGAAGCAUUUCAUCGAUACAGGGAUAUUAAUAAAGUAGCACUUUGACAUAUCUCCAAAAGUAUUGACCCAAGAUAAUGAGUCAGUAUUUCAUAAAUGAACUGCUUAUUGGAUUUAUGCUUUUAAACACCGUAUAAGCCACAUUCCACUGAUUAAUAACUAAGAUGUUUAUUUAUGUGGCUCCAAUAAUAAUGUUGAUUUGAUCUAUUAAAGUGUUACGUGCAAUAGUUUGAGGAUUUUUAAUUGGCAUUCUCUUUCAGAGAAGAUCUUCAGUAAAGUGGACUGAGAUUUAUUUGAAUUGACUGUCAAGGUACUUAAUAUUGUACUUAGAGCACCAUUAGUUUAAUAAUAAAUAUGCCGCAGUUUUGACAAUUCUAUACGAGGGAAGCAAAUGUUCAAGGUUGACAAUCAAAGCUCAUUAUCAAACAUAAUUCAUAAUAUCAGUAAUUAACAGCUACACAAUAUGAUUCACUGACUAAAAUACAAAUUGUGGUGAUCGCUGAACAAUUGGGAAAGGGGACUGCAAUAAUUUAGUGAAUAGAACUACUGUCAUAUGUUGCUGAAGUUCUUUACCUUGAGCUCUCUGCUCCUGCAUGAAUACAAAUAUUUGUCCCUAAGAGGGAACAUCUCGGUGGUACAAAAGAAGCGUACAGACUGCUUUCAGGCAAUCAGUGGCAUCAACAUGGCCUAUAGUACAGAUUAAUUGUGCCAAAAGCAUACAGUGUGACAAGGCUAGAUACAAUGACACAGCGUACGGUUAGGAAUCCUGUGUUGGGUUUUAUUUUCCAGUAUUUAUUAUGAAUGAUAUAUUGAAAUGUGUAUUUAUUGUGGUUUACUAAAAGUCUGUAUUGAGUAAAUUGCUUCACUAUCUUAAAAUUGUCUUUUGUUUCAUGCUGGUUGUGAGUUGUAAAGCUUAAUGUGCCUGAUUUGUUUAGUUAUAUUUCGUAUUCUGUAAAAUGCAAACGUUUUGCACAAAAUGGUACAAUUUUUGUUCAAUGUGUUUUGGUUUUUCCAACUGUAGAUAGAGCCAACUUCAUUGUCAGUUGUUUCAUUUUUAACAUGGUUUUGAAAUGAAUUUAAUUAAAACUGCUAGCCAACAUUGUA